This is a messenger RNA of Triticum turgidum subsp. durum (durum wheat), 897 nucleotides long. The record is from the annotation of a GenBank genome assembly. NCBI's taxonomy places the organism in Eukaryota, Viridiplantae, Streptophyta, Magnoliopsida, Poales, Poaceae.
AUGCUGCGGUGGCUGGCGCGGCCGGCUGAGCGGUGCCUGGGGCGCGGCGGCUGCGGUUGCGGUAGCGGGGCAGGCGGGGGAGGGGACGGGUUGCUGUGGCACGCGGAGCUGAAGCCGCACGCGUCCGGGGAGUACUCCUUCGCCGUGGCGCAGGCCAACGAGAGGCUGGAAGACCAGGGCCAGGUGGUGACCUCGCAGGCGUCCACAUUCGUCGGGGUGUACGACGGCCACGGCGGGCCCGAGGCCUCGCGCUUCCUCUCCUCCCGCCUCUUCCCGAACCUCCACAAGUUUGCAUCAGAGCAAGGAGGCAUGUCCAUAGACGCUAUCAAGAAGGCAUUCCAUGCUACAGAAGAGGAGUUCUUGCACCUAGUCAAGGGGACAUGGCUCAAACGGCCAAAGAUCGCCUCAGUCGGCUCAUGCUGCCUUGUUGGAGCAAUUGCCAAUAAUAAACUGUAUGUCGCCAAUUUAGGCGACUCGAGAGCCGUCCUUGGUCAUAGAGGACCCAAUGGCCGGGGAGUAGUGGCCGAGAGGCUGUCUAAUGAUCACAAUGUUGCCGACGAGGCGGUAAGAAAGGAGCUCAUUCAGCAGCAUCCUGAUGAUUCGCAAAUAGUCGUCUACAGCAGGGGCGUUUGGCGGAUUAAGGGCAUCAUUCAGAUUUCCAGAUCAUUUGGGGAUGCCUACCUGAAGAAACCUGAAUUUGCCAGAGACCCUGUAUUCCAGCAAUAUGUGUGUCCUGUACCGUUGAAGCGGGCCGUCAUAACAGCUGUGCCAUCGAUCAAAGUACGCCAGAUAGGGCAGCAAGACCUCUUUGUAAUAUUUGCAUCGGACGGUCUGUGGGAGCAGUUGACCGACGAAGCGGCGGUGGAGAUCGUCUUUAAGAACCCGAGAGCGGAAUAG